GCAUUUCCGGGGCAGCAGCAUCCCGGCCCGGCCCGGCCCUCCCCGCCGCCGGUGCUGCGCUGGAAGCCCGGGUUCUCCCGGAAGCGGCCUCCCUGUUGGGGUCCCCGCUGGCCGGCUGCGGCUGCGGGCCGCCGGGGCCGAGGCGAUGGCGGAGGCGCCGCUGCUGCUGCUGCCGGAGGCGGAGCGGGACGCUCGGGAGAAGGUGGCCCUGUGGGAUCGGAUACCGGACUUGACGGCGCCGCUGACCGACAGACAGGCCUACUCGGUGCUGCAGCUGCAGGCGGUGGCGGAGAACCUGCCGGUGCCGGCCGAGCUCCCAGUUGAAGACUUGUGCAGUUUGCCAUCCCAGUCGCUGCCUGAUGAGCUGAUUUCAAUAGUGCCUGAAUCCACAGAAGAUGUUCUCUUGAAGGGUUUCACUUCUUUAGGAAUGGAAGAAGAAAGAAUUGAAACCGCACAGCAGUUUUUCUCAUGGUUUGCAAAGCUGCAAACUCAGAUGGAUCAGGAUGAAGGAAUUAAAUAUAGACAGAUGAGGGAUUACUUGUCUGGGUUUCAGGAGCAGUGUGACGCCAUCCUGAAUGAUGUAAACAAUGCUCUACAGCAUCUGGAGUCAUUGCAGAAACAGUACCUUUUUGUGUCCAAUAAGACGGGAACCCUACACGAAGCCUGUGAACAGCUCUUAAAAGAACAGUCGGAACUUAUUGAUUUGGCUGAAAACAUUCAACAGAAGCUUUCCUAUUUCAAUGAAUUAGAAACUAUUAAUACGAAACUGAAUUCUCCAACGUUGUCUGUGAAUAGUGAAGGAUUUAUACCUAUGCUGGCCAAGUUGGAUGACUGUAUAACAUAUAUCUCCUCGCAUCCCAAUUUUAAAGAUUAUCCUGUGUAUUUACUGAAGUUUAAACAAUGUCUUGCUAAAGCUUUACACCUCAUGAGGACGUAUACUGUGAACACACUACAGACCCUCACCAGCCAGUUACUAAAAAGGGAUCCUCCCUCUGUACCUCAUGCAGACAGUACCUUCACACUAUUUUAUGUGAAAUUUCGAGCAGCUGCCCCCAAAGUCAGAACUCUUAUUGAGCAAAUAGAGCUCCGAUCUGAAAAAAUGCCUGAAUACCAACAGCUGCUGAGUGACAUCCACCAGUGUUACCUUGAUCAGCGGGAGCUCCUUUUGGGCCCCAAUAUAGCAUGUACUGUCGCAGAGUUAACCAGCCAGAAUAACAGAGAUCAUUGUGCCUUGGUUCGCAGUGGCUGUGCCUUUAUGGUCCAUGUAUGCCAGGAUGAGCAUCAGCUUUAUAAUGAAUUUUUUACAAAACCAACAUCAAAAUUAGACGAGCUUCUCGAGAAGCUGUGUGUGUCACUGUAUGAUGUCUUCAGGCCAUUGAUCAUUCAUGUUAUUCACCUGGAGACUCUGUCGGAACUUUGUGGGAUUCUUAAAAAUGAGGUCCUUGGAGAUCAUGUGCAGAACAAUGCGGAACAACUGGGAGCAUUUGCAGCUGGAGUAAAGCAGAUGUUGGAGGAUGUUCAGGAGCGGCUUGUCUACCGGACUCACAUUUAUAUUCAGACAGACAUCACUGGCUACAAACCAGCUCCCGGAGACCUGGCGUAUCCCGAGAAGUUAGUCAUGAUGGAGCAAAUUGCACAAAGUUUAAAAGAUGAACAGAAGAAGGUACCUUCUGAAACGACAUUUUCAGAUGUUCGAUUAGAAGGAUCAGAAGAUAACAGCCUCCCAAAGUCUGGUUCAGCAGAGUCUCUCAACCCUAGAUCGCAGGCCACAGUUUCUCCAGCGGAUCUUCAUGGGAUGUGGUAUCCUACCGUGCGGAGAACUCUCGUCUGUCUUUCCAAGUUGUACAGAUGCAUAGAUAGGGCAGUGUUCCAAGGAUUAUCCCAAGAAGCCUUGUCGGCCUGCAUUCAGUCUUUACUGGGAGCGUCAGAAUCCAUCAGCAAAAACAAGACUCAGAUUGAUGGACAGCUCUUCUUAAUUAAGCACCUUUUGAUUCUUCGUGAACAAAUUGCUCCAUUUCACACUGAAUUCACCAUUAAGGAAAUUUCCCUGGACCUCAAGAAAACUAGAGAUGCAGCAUUUAAAAUCCUGAACCCUCUGACUGUCCCACGGUUUUUUAGGCUGAAUAGCAACAACGCCUUGAUAGAGUUCUUGUUGGAGGGUACUCCUGAGAUAAGAGAACAUUAUCUCGACUCUAAAAAAGAUGUGGACCGUCAUCUGAAAUCAGCCUGUGAACAGUUCAUUCAGCAACAGACGAAGCUGUUUGUGGAGCAGAUGGAGGAGUUCCUGACGAAGGUUUCAGCAUUAAAAACAAUGGCCAGCCAGGGAGGCCCCAAGUACACUCUCUCACAGCAGCCCUGGGCACAGCCAGCAAAGGUCAGUGACCUGGUGGCUGCUGCCUUCAAGACAAUAAAAGCAAAGUUGCCUUUGACGUUGAGGAGUAUGUCAUUGUACCUAUCUAAUAAAGAUACCGAAUUCAUCUUGUUUAAACCUGUUAGGAAUAACAUUCAGCAAGUCUUCCAGAAGUUCCAUGCUCUGCUAAAGGAUGAGUUCAGCCCUGAGGACCUUCAGAUCAUCGCCUGCCCUCCUAUGGAACAGCUGACCCUCCUGCUGACUGUUGCUAAAUAAGCCGGCCAGUUGGGCUGUACCUGUCCAUGCUCUGCCCGGUAGGAGCAUGCGGAGAAGUCUCGCGGCCAACAGGACGCUAAGGAGAGCGGUGUGGGAAUGGUCCCCGGCCCAUGCAAGUGUGCUGCUCAGGGCUGACUGCAGGAGCCCAUCCAGGCCCAGCGUUACAAGAUCGGCGUGUCCCAUUUAACAACAUCCUAAUGCCAAAGAUGAAUGGACGGGCAACCACAACCACCUGCUGGGAUGGUCCCAAGAAGUGUGAAUGUUUGACAGAUAACUACGGCAGGUGCACCGUGAAAUGUUCUUUCCAAAUAUGGGCAAUAAAAAUAGGUGAGAGCAAGUAGGGGAAAGAAGUUUACAAGAACACAACUAAUAAGCAAGCUUCGGAGAGCACAGUUGCUGCCGCAUGAAGCAGGGCAACACUUUGAUCCACUGAGCAUUCCACAGUGACUGUUAUUCCUUCCAGAAAUGUUCUUCCUGCAGUGUUUAUUGUCAUGUCUCCUCUGUCAUUUGAAGUUUAGUUUGGAAUAGGUUGGUUGCUUGUGAGAACAUGUUCUGCUUUCCAUGUUUGAUGUGAGGUGGUUAAAGAUGCAAGAAUCUCACAGGAGGCCCUCGUAGCUGCCCUCCAUGCCCCAUUUAGGUGCAGAAUGUUCUAAAGUGACAGCCAUGUAUGGUGUCUGUAAUGAGGAUCUUCAUGAUCCAGUAGUCAGUGCUUGUGAGGGGGACGACCAAUGAAGGUGUCUUUAACUAGCCCCAUAAAGGAGAGACGGAAGCCUGCGCAAGGGCACAUGUCAGGAAUGAAGGCCAGGGUUAGCACACGGUUGUACACUGCCUUUUUGUACUUCAGUUCUUUGAAAAGCAAACGCCAGGCCCAGCGCGAUAGCGUAGUGGUUAAAGUCCUCGCU
Molecule: messenger RNA, 3528 nt
Organism: Ochotona princeps (American pika)
Lineage: Eukaryota; Metazoa; Chordata; Mammalia; Lagomorpha; Ochotonidae
Gene: COG3
Product: component of oligomeric golgi complex 3
Exons: 23
Coding region: 146-2626 (826 amino acids)
Biological process (GO): Golgi organization; intracellular protein transport; intra-Golgi vesicle-mediated transport
Cellular component (GO): membrane; cis-Golgi network; COG complex
Source: RefSeq, a predicted model, not a curated record